Messenger RNA from Polychytrium aggregatum, 1951 nucleotides. RefSeq lists its product as uncharacterized. The coding region runs from base 154 to 1896 and encodes 580 amino acids. The transcript is spliced from 2 exons. Lineage: Eukaryota; Fungi; Chytridiomycota; Chytridiomycetes; Polychytriales. The record is from RefSeq and is a predicted model, not a curated record.
CCAGUCCGUCAGGUAGCGUACAGGCUCAGCAGCACGGCAUGGCCGUCCCUUAAACUGCUUUCCCUCCCCAGGCCGCUUGCUUUUUUUGGGGGGUCAUUUGUUUGGCCUUGCGGGCCUCUGAGCAGACAGUGGUUGCUGGGACCAGAAGCGCCGAUGCUUGUCUGUCCUCCACCCGGGCCGCACCGCUGUCUCUCUCUCUCUCUCUCUGCUUUUCAAUCCGUCGAUCCGUCGGUCCCUCUUGCGUGCGUCCAACAUCACCUCCUGUCUCCCGUCAUGGUCUCCAAAGUCGCCAGCACCCCUCCCGCAUCUCCGGCACCAGUCUCCCGGCCUUCCUCCAGAGCCUCGGUCUCGCUCCGCACACAGCGAUCCAUCAUCCGACUCGUUGAGCGGAUUUCCGAAAUCAAAACCUACUGGCGCAACAAGCUCAUCAAGUUUGCCGAGGAAGACUCGAUCGAUGAGGAGGAAGAGGCCGGCAGUAAACCCCUGCCCGAGUGGACGGCGACCGAGAAAUCUAGUCGCCAGCGUGCAGAUAACAAAAAGACAAACUCGGUCUACUCCAACGGCACCCGAUCUUCGAGCGUUCUCGAGCCCUCCAACCUCUCUCACACUGUCGCCGAGCAAGCCAGCAACAGCAGCUGCUCGGGUGAAGGCUCCUCCAGCGAAACCCUGUCGGAUUCAAAGGUUUCCGAGCCGGCAGCCUCAUCGCUCGAUGCGGCCGAGCCGCCCAAGGCCAACAAGCGCAACCGAGUCUCGAUCCACACGGCCCACAACACAACCUAUCACAUCAACCCAGAGUUCAAUGCCGUCAAGAGCCCCCAGGAUCACGAAGAGAUGCGGAAGCUCAAGGCAAAGCAUCGCCAGUCGCUGUCCGCCAGCAUCCAGCCCGCCACCAUCUAUCCGAGCUCCGGCCCGUAUCUGCUCUCGCCCAUGGCUUCGUCGACGCCGGUCCUGAUGUACUCUCCGGCGAGCCCUUCUCCCCAGGAGCCGCCCGCCAUGGUGGCACCUCUGUCUGUCCCUGGGAUCAGUGUCUCGGCUGCCACCGGCAAUCCCACAGCUCCGGCCGACAAAAAGCGAAGGAGCCGCGUCGUUUCCACCAUCGCUCCAGUUUAUUCGUCCCCCGAUGUCUCUCCCGAACCUUCGCCCCGACCCCCGUCGCCUGGCCAAGCCGACCCUCGCCGAGCCAGCGGCAUGUUCGUCCGAGAAGCCGCAACGCCCGUGCACCCGAUUCCUCCCUACGCCGCCGCCAUCUUUGCCUCGGGCCGAGACCAUUCGCUCGCCGUCAAUCGUUCUGAGGAUGAGCUCCGUCGCAUCAAGCAGAGCCGGCGAGUGUCGUCGCCAGUCUUCCCGACCGGCGAGGCGCUCAUGUACUACUACCCUGCCUACCCCCAGCCGAUGCCCGCCAAGCCCAAGCGGCGAUCGUCGGCCGUGCUACCCCGCGGCGACAGCGAUCCGUCCCUGCAGGGCUCGGGUCGCCUCCAGGCUCCCGUUGCGGCGCCCAGCCCGCGCAACCACCGGUUCAGCAACAGCCACGGCGACAGCCAGCAACUACACCCUGCCUAUCUCAGCCGGCCAACCCCUGGACAGGAUCGUCGACUGAACCGCGAGCCGACCCCGACCGACGAUGCUGAGGAAAACAUCCCCCUGGCACUGUCGCUCGAGUUCAAGCGACUCUCGUUCACCCCUGUGACCCUGACCGAGCCCGCCAUCACAUCCGACCUUUCGCUUCGACAGCCGAUACGCCUGGGAGCAUCCAGACCGCCGAGCGGCGAGACGACACCCGCGGACGAUGGAGAGGAGGAUGUUCCCCUGUUCUUGUUGAAAAAGAGCACCGCCCCGACGGUCUCUAUUCCCCCACUCGGCUCCGAUCUGGUUAUUGGAACACCGAUUGUGGCCUAAAGCCCGUCGCCCAGCUCUGCUCUCAGCCGCUCAGCCGCUCUCAGCCGCUCUCAAC